CUGGUUUCAGUUCCUAAUCACUUUCAGACCAUGUUAAAAACAAAGCUGAAUGUUUUAACUCUCCGGAAGGAGCCUCUCCCGACCGUGAUCUUCCACGAACCAGAAGCUAUUGAGCUGUGCACCACAACUCCGCUCAUGAAGACCCGGGCUCACACUGGAUGCAAGGUGACGUAUUUGGGUAAGGUUUCCACAACAGGGAUGCAGUUUUUGUCAGGCUGCACAGAGAAACCAGUCAUCGAGCUGUGGAAGAAGCACACGCUCGCCAGGGAGGAUGUUUACCCAGCAAACGCCCUGCUGGAAAUUCGCCCUUUUCAAGUCUGGCUGCACCACCUGGACCUCAAAGGCGAGGCGACGGUCCACAUGGAUACCUUUCAGGUUGCACGCAUAGCCUACUGCACUGCUGACCACAACGUCAGCCCAAACAUCUUUGCUUGGGUGUACAGGGAGAUCAACGAUGACUUGUCCUACCAGAUGGACUGCCACGCGGUAGAGUGCGAGAGCAAGCUGGAGGCCAAGAAGCUGGCCCAUGCCAUGAUGGAGGCCUUUAAGAAGACUUUUCACAGCAUGAAAAGUGACGGCCGGAUUCACAGGAAUAGUUCAUCAGAGGAAGUCUCUCACGAAUUGGAGUCUGAUGAUGGCUGACUGAACAGGCACGCGGCUCAGCAAAGGCAGAAAUGGCCAAGGGAAUGAGAGCUGAUAGGUGACUACGCAACAGUUGAAAUUGGGGAAUGAAAAGACUGCCAAACACUUGGCUGACCAUAUUUUUAAGUCAAAAGAGCAAUUCAGUACCUAAAGAUAUGCAUCAUUAAAGUAAUUGCAUUACCUUGAAAUCUGCUGCUGUUACAAACGUGAGAAAAAAGCUUCUUUUUCCCGAGUUUCUCACCCACUCAUCACUGACCCUUUCUUGUUUCUAUAGUUCAGGGGCAUACUAGGAAGUAGAUUCACUCCUGUUUGUCUUAUAAAAGCAGUCGGGUGAUUUUAUUAGAUGCUGCUCUGGCAUUCAUAGCUAGGAGCUGAUGCUGAUACAGAAGAGCAACUAGGACAGAAAAGCCCUGAUGAGUCCAGAAGAACCCUUCUGCACGAUGUAUCGCAAAACCCUUUGACCCCAUGUAGGUUAUAACAGCCAUACACAGCCUUUUAGACUAAUGGCCUGGCAUUCUGUAGUUAAUUCACAUUUCACAGAUUAAAAAAAAAAAAAGAAAAGAAAAAAAAAUGCUUGUAUUUACACAUUAUAUCAUAUGCUAUCCUUUAUUUUAUUCAUUAUACCUAUUUCCUUAACAUAUCUGCAGCCACGUCUUUCACACCCAGCGCCAGUAGCUGCAGUUGCAGACUAUGUACUGCAGGAUACCAAAAAGGGCUGGGAGAAAAAACCCGCGGUGGCCAGGC
Messenger RNA from Tinamus guttatus (white-throated tinamou), 1386 nucleotides. Lineage: Eukaryota; Metazoa; Chordata; Aves; Tinamiformes; Tinamidae. The record is from RefSeq and is a predicted model, not a curated record.